CCCCACACCUUUGGUCCCGCGUGAAUGAACUUGCCAGCCCCCCUCUCACUGCUGCACCAUGAAGACCAGUCGGAAGUGCCGUGCCCUGCUCUCCGUGGGCCUGAACCUGCUGGCCCUGCUGCUGUCCACCACGGCCUUCAUCACCACCUACUGGUGCCAGGGCACGCAGAGGGUCCCCAAGCCCAACUGCAGCAAGGAGCGCCGCCACAACUGCAUCGACUACGGCGUCAACGAGACGGACCCCAGCAAAGUGCACUACAGCUGGGAGACCGGCGACGACCGCUUCCUCUUCAGGCACUUCCACACCGGCAUCUGGUACUCCUGCGAGGAGAACAUCCACGGAGGAGGUGAGAAAUGCAGGAGCUUUAUUGAUCUGGCUCCAGCGUCGGAGAGAGGUGUCCUUUGGCUGUCAGUGGUCUCUGAGGUGCUAUACAUCAUGCUCCUGGUGGUUGGCUUCAGUCUGAUGUGCUUGGAGCUCUUUCACUCCAGUAAUGUGAUCGAUGGGCUGAAGCUGAACGCCUUCGCCGCAGUCUUCACCGUUCUCUCAGGUCUUCUGGGCAUGGUGGCUCAUAUGAUGUACACACAGGUGUUUCAAAUCACAGUCAGUCUGGGUCCAGAAGACUGGAGACCACAUACGUGGGACUACGGCUGGUCCUUCUGCAUGGCUUGGGGCUCCUUCACCUGCUGCAUGGCGGCCUCCGUCACCACCCUCAACUCUUACACCAAGAUGGUGAUUGAGUUCCGGCACAAGCGGAAGCUCUUCGAGCAGGGCCUCCGCGAGGAGCAAACCUUUCUGGACCAGGAGGCCUUCCACUACUUCCGUGACCGGUCAGUGCAGUCCAUCUCCAGUGCAGUGGACGUGUACCCAGGCCAUGGGAGCGCACAUGGAAGCGUGUAUGGUAGCAGCCAUGGAAAAAUGAGGGCCCCCUCAGCCUCUGUGGACCUGGGGGACAACACGGAGUCUCUGGGGGAGGAGCAGUGCUAAAGGGUUUUCACAGCACAGGCCUUUGCUAUGGACCUGGAAUCCUGCAAGAAAAGUGGUGCAGAACCACAAUGGACUGAAAAUCUAGGGAGGGGCUAAAAUAAGUGAGUUUAUAUUUGAAAUAUAUCGUCAAAGGUCAGAUAUUUUCCUUGUAUGCGAAAAGGUAUGGACAUGGGGCGGUAUAGGAAGAGUUCUUCUGGAAGAGAGGAUAAAGCACGAGUUUAUAGUUGAAAGUAUGAAAAGGAACGAGAAUGAGAAACAGUAAUAUGUCAGCAGAGGGAGUUUAAAAACUGAGUUUAUAUAUGAAUAUAAAAUAAAAGGUGAAAUAUUUUCCGCAUAUGCGACAAUGAAUGGACACAAGAUGGAACGAUGAGAAUUCUACCACAACAUGACAGCAAAGGGGGAAAAGUGUGUAUAUUUGAAUAGAAAGUGAAAAGUAAAUAUAUAUAUAUAUAAAGGG
Colossoma macropomum (tambaqui) is the source of this 1442-nucleotide messenger RNA. RefSeq names its product gsg1-like (gene gsg1l). The record is from RefSeq and is a predicted model, not a curated record. Bases 59 to 985 code for a protein of 308 amino acids. The transcript has 5 exons. Lineage: Eukaryota; Metazoa; Chordata; Actinopteri; Characiformes; Serrasalmidae. Gene Ontology annotation, cellular component: plasma membrane.